AUGGCGCGGUGGUUGUCAUUCUUUGCGGAAUACAUCUUUUCGGUCGAGUAUAAACCAGGACGACUUAAUGUCGUCGCUGGUGCACUCUCACGUCGGACCGACUUUGAACCAGUCGUGAAACCCAACAAUGAGACAGUCACUGUUGCGGUUAUGACGUCCUCAGUCCCAUCUACAACGUUGUAUGAUGAUGUGAGGCGGGCAUACGCCCAAGAUGGUGAGAUUGUGAAGUUGUUGACACAUCUCUCCCAACCAUCUCGAGAAUCGUUGAAACGAUUGUCGCCUGCGUAUCGAUCUGAUGCAGAUCGAUACACUACUCGUAACGGUUUACUGUAUUAUACAGCCGUUUCUGGUGACACACUACGUGUUGUCAUUCCAGAUGAUACUGAUCUGCGUUUGCGGAUCAUGUUCGAGUAUCACGAUGCUCCUAUAGGAGGACAUCGUGGCCGUGAGAAAACAUAUCUCACGGUGAGUCGAGACUUUUACUGGCCCCGCCAGUAUCAGUUUGUGCGAAAGUAUGUUCGCGCAUGCGAAGUCUGUCAACGAGUGAAGUCAAGUCCUUUACUGCGUGCACCUUUACAGCCUCUACCGGUUCCGGCUGAGUGCUGGGAAUCCAUCUCAAUGGAUUUUGUCUUCGGGUUACCCAAAGACGCACGCGGGAAUACGGGUAUUCUCGUAUUUGUUGACAGAUUCAGCAAUAUGGUACACCUUGUGGCUGUACCAGAGACAAUCACGGCAAGUGGCUGUGCUUGUGUCUUUAUUGACACCAUCUUCCGACUUGAUGGGUUGCCCCGUGAACUCGUAUCAGACAGAGACCCACGAUUCACUGCUGAUUUCUGGCGUUCCGUGUUCAAAUCACUCGGAACGCGCUUGAAGAUGUCAACAUCUGAUCAUCCAGAGUCCGAUGGUCAGACGGAACGUGCCAAUCGUGUCCUUGAAGAGAUACUUCGAGGAUACUUACACUCCUUUAAGAGUUGGAGUGAGUUUUUGCCAAUGGUAGAGUUUGCCAUCAACAACUCGGUGCAUGCGUCCACGACACAUACACCGUUUUACGUGAAUGGCUUGCGCAAUCCGCGUGUACCCACCUUACUAGAGUGUAACUCUGGUUUAAGGGGGGGAGGGACUCGCGCGAGCAAAAACCUAAUUGGUUCACGCUCAUCACGCUCUGACGAAGAAGUCAUUGCGUUUGAUGCCGAUAUCGAUAACAUCGAUAUCGAAGAAGAUGAUGCCAGUGAGAGUGCGGAAGCCCUCACUGAAGAAGAUGAUCCCAGUGAGAGUGCGGAAGCCCUCACUGAAGAAAAGGUUGAUGUUGCUGCAGUGCGCUCACAGCACACUGAAGCUAACGAGUCAUCAGAUGAGUUCAUACUGGCUCGUGAAACGGUAGUCCGUUUUGUGCAAGACUCCAUCGCCGAAGCGGUGACUUAG
Peronospora matthiolae is the source of this 1422-nucleotide messenger RNA. The record is from the annotation of a GenBank genome assembly. NCBI's taxonomy places the organism in Eukaryota, Oomycota, Peronosporomycetes, Peronosporales, Peronosporaceae.